Bursaphelenchus xylophilus (pine wood nematode) is the source of this 708-nucleotide messenger RNA. Lineage: Eukaryota; Metazoa; Nematoda; Chromadorea; Rhabditida; Aphelenchoididae. The record is from the annotation of a GenBank genome assembly.
AUGGCUCGACGUGGUAAUAACGCGCUCCCUGGAAACCAUUUCCGCAAGCAUUGGCAAAGACGGAUCCGCACCUGGUUCAACCAACCAGCCCGUAAAGUUCGCCGUGCUGAAACCCGUGUUCAAAAGGCCAAGGCUGUAGCUCCACGUCCAGUGAGCUUGUUGCGCCCAGCUGUACACUGCACGUCUAUCCGUUACAACAGCAAGGUUAGAUUGGGACGUGGGUUCACCAAGGAAGAGUUGAAGGCUGCCGGUAUCUCUGUUGUUGAAGCAAAGCAAUUUGGCAUUGCCGUCGAUCACCGUCGUGUAAACCGAUCAGUUGAAUCCAUUGAGGUGUGUUUACUAUCAUCUGUUUUACGUUUUUUAGCGCAAUGCUCAGAGACUCAAAGAGUACAAAUCUCGUCUGAUUGUCUUCCCCAAGAAGCUCAGCAAGCCAAAGAAGGGAGACAGCACUGUAAGUUUUAUGCUUGCGAUUUUCAUAUCUCUCUUUAGGAAGCUGAACUCAAGUUGGCUCAACAAGUAAAAGGCACCAUCCUCCCAGUCAAGAACACUCAGCCUCGUAUCCGUGCACAGGCUAUUACUGAGGAACUCAAGAAAUUCCAGGUAUACAGACACCUUCGCAACAUCCGAGGGGAAGAAAGAAACCGAGGAAAACGCGAGAAGGCCGCCAAGCUUGCUGCCGAAGACGGAUUGGGAUCUACCCGUCGUUAA